Molecule: messenger RNA, 309 nt
Organism: Dibothriocephalus latus
Lineage: Eukaryota; Metazoa; Platyhelminthes; Cestoda; Diphyllobothriidea; Diphyllobothriidae
Source: the annotation of a GenBank genome assembly
GUCUGCUCCGAUGCAUCUGUACGCGACUACAUUCUGGGCUUCACGGACUGCCUCAACCUCUACAACACCGGUCAACAGGAAUUGAUUAUGCGCUUUGAAUCAACGCAGGACAGCUACCUUGUUACCGGUAAUCAUCUGGUAUUCAGGUUCGAAUGCUACGCUCUACGGGAGGGCCAGGCCUUUUCAUCUGCGACCUGGGUUGAACACUUUCGAAAAGCCCUGAUCCGACUUUCUCUUUACGAGGCUCAGUCUUUCCCCCAACUUAAAGGUGAGAUUCUUACCUGUAAUCUGCGUGUUUUCAAGAGACAG